GACACAGCAGAAGCGCUGGGCGGUAGGAGAAGGUGUGGCAGACGCUGCUUGGCCAGGAGCAGACCUGCUGAGUAAUUUGCAGCAGCUUCCUUUGGCCAACGAGUGCUGGCUAUAUCUACGCACACAAGCCCGUGUGAAUAGAGCAUGCUGCAGCAGAGGCUCCCCGCCCUGGAGGUCCCCCCGACUCGCCUGUCCCCGCCCCUGCCCGCCUUCCCUUGUCUGUCCGUCUGUCUCUCCGCCCUUCCUCUCCUGUCUUCACUGCAGUCGUCCCUGUUUACAUAGCCCUGCAUCUUCCUAUCUGCCUGAACAUCUCUUACUCUUGUCUCUCCUUCCCCCCCCUCCCCCCCGUUUCCACCUCAAAUCUCAUCCAUCUACCUCUUACUCUCUAUCCUUUUUCUUCCAUCUCUCCCUCCCUACUCUGAUUGUCUGUCUCGUCCCAGCUGAUGACCUAGACCAUUAUUCUGUCUGCCCUUGCGUGUUACUUCAAGAAUAUACUUCACAGGUGCAAUCUCUUGUGCAGCCAUAUUAACACUAUACUGUUUAUGAUGGGUACCCACUCAUCUCUUCAAAAAUGGAUCCCUCCACCUUCUAAGUCAUCCAUCCACCCAUCCAUUCAUCCACCCAUCCAUUCUUCCAUCCACUUGUUUGUCCAUCUAUCCAUCUACUUAACAAAAAUUCUUGCCUCUGUAUACUUCUGCAUCUGCCUGUCCCCAAAUGCAUCCCAUCUGCUGAUCUGCCAGUGCAGAUAUGUACUGUCAUCCAUCAAUCCAUCCAUCCACUCUUGCUUUCACACCUUCUUUCCUUUUAUCUCCUUUCACUAUUCUUCAGCUCUCUUCAGAAUUUUCCCAUGGUGGGGAUGGGGUGCAGACCUCUUUAAUGCAAAAAUACUCCUGGUUAGUCUUCAUGAACAGGGAUUUCUGAAUCUGUGGAUUUGCUCUGGCUGUGCAUGGUGGCUUAGGGCCUCCACGCAUGUAUGUAAGCAUGGUGAAAUUACAAGGAAUCUUGACCACACAGAGGUUGCCUGGUGUUGUCUGUGGAUCUCUCUUCUUACAUGAGACCCCUUCCUGUCUGCAGGUCUCCAGAGAUGUCGCAUCAGAGCUUUGGACUUCUAGAAAAAAGUUACAUCAAUGUACCAGGAUCCUUUUUGUUGGGAAAGGAGUUCUACGUACCCCUGUGCUCACUGCCCCUCUGUAGUGCUGUGGUGGAUGUUGCUAUCCAGGAUUAUGUAGCUGAUGUGGUCUCUGAACUGAUCUACCAUAACAAGAGUCUGAGAUCCUCAGAAGUCACCUUCGUCUUCCCCCUGGGCCCCCAUAUGGCCAUCUAUUCCUUCCAGGCCUGCAGUGAGGAUGCCAAGAUCAAGGCUGUGCUGCAGGAUGAGACCCAGCAGCUGUACAGAGGCUCUACAGGGGAGGGGGAGAAUUUUGACUACCUUCAGUAUGAGGUUACGGAAUCAGGCGAGGUGUUUGCCUGCUUCCUGGGUUCCCUGUCCCCCGGCAAGGAAAUGGUUGUGACCUUACGCUAUGUCCAAGAGCUAUCACGGAAGCCAGAUGGAGCAGCCCAGUUUAUGCUGCCAUCCACAAUGCAUCCUUACAAGACUCACUACACCUGUAAUUGUCGCACUGGCAAGCUACAUUACAGCCUCCUGCUAACUGCCAGCCUGCAGUCACCCCGUGGUGUGGCUGAUGUCCAGGCUAACUGUGCCCUCACUCCUUUGAUCUACACUGCCCAGGACCACAGUACUGCACAGGUCUCACUGGCUGGCACUCCCCCAAAUCAUCAUUUGGAGCUGCUGGUAUAUUACAGAGAACCCACUGCAGUCAGUGUUGUGGUGGAGAAAGGAGACCCUGUGGCCACUGCAGGCUCUCUGUUGGGUGAUUCCCUGGUGUUGGUUACACUGGCACCCAACAUCCAUGAUGCAAAACCUGGGCAGUGCAAGUCUGGAGAGUUCAUCUUUGUUCUGGACAGCACUUCCCUUGAGCAUGCACAGGACCCCUUGCUCUUCCUUCUCAAAAGCCUACCCUUGGGCUGCUACUUCAACAUCUACUGCUAUGGAGCAACACCUGUGGGCAUCUACCCGCAGAGUGUUGAAUAUACCCAGGACAACCUGAAUGAGGCAAUGCAACUCAUUUCCACAACUGGCUCCAGGCUGGGUGACACGGACCUGCUGGGAACCCUUCGCACAAUCUACAGUACUCCCCGCCCCUGCGGACAUGCACGCCAGCUCUUCAUCUUCAUGUCUGAGCUACCACCUGACACUGAAGCCAUUGCUGCUGAGGUCUGCCAUCAUCGCAACAGCCACCGGUGUUUCUCCUUCUGUUUUUCCACGGACAGUGUUUCCCUGGCCACAGCCCUGGCCAGGGAGACGGAUGGUGAAGCUGUCUAUGUCUCUUCUGACAAUGUGAUAGUUCAGGUGUUGAAAUGCUUGAAGCAGGCCCUCAAGCCAGUAGCUGAGGGAGUCUCUCUGGAGUGGACUUUGCCCUCUGGCCUGGAGGUCGAGGUGCUGGGAGGGACCCCUCAGUUCAUCUUUCAGGGUCAGCACAUCUUCCUCUAUGCACAGAUCCAUGGAAAGGAACAGGAUAUGAAGGAGGCCAGUGGUGUCAUGACCUUGCAUUUCAACCUGGAUGGCCAGGAUGUCACUCACAAGAUCCAGUUCCCACUAUGCCCACAGGGAGAUGGCCGGAUGGCUGGUCAUCAUCUGGCUGCAAGACAUUUGCUGGAGAAGCUACUGUUGCCAGAGGUUGUGAGAGGGUCAGGGGAUGAACCAAUGCAGCGUGCCAUUGAAAUCAGUCUCACAUCUGGGAUCAUCUGCCCCUUCACCAGCUAUGUGGGUGUUCGUACAUCACGGAGGGCCCCCUGGUACCAUGGGCCCCUGGCACUGCUGUCACCUCGCCAGUCAUUCGUUCCCUGCAAGAUCCUUUUGCUACGUGGCUCCUUGACUGACACUUCCUGCUUUCCUAAGACCAUAUGGAACCCACCUAGAUGGCACACUGCAGUGCAGGAGUCACGGAUUGCCAUCAAGCGUCUCAUCAAUGGCAUUGCUAACUUACUCCAGCAUGGGGCUCACAAAGAAGCACCUGAACAGCCACCACCAUCCAUUUUCUCUCUCAAGUAUGUGGAUUCAACAAGAUUUGUUUUGUGCUCUCAAAUUUUUGGGCCAUGGAUGAAUGAAGCCAUUGCUGAGUGCAGAGAGCUGGUGGCACUGCAGAAUGUAGAUGGCUCCUGGACCCUCAGCUCAGGUUUAGCUUCUGUGCUACAGGUUGAGGAGGCUGAAAUCAAGGGAAAGAUGCCUGGUGAGGUCAUGGAGCCUAGUUUCUGGGCAACAGUGCUGGCUGUGACCUGGCUGCAGAGAGACAACAGGCGUUACCAUGAGCUAUGUGAAUUGCUGGAGGCAAAGGCUGUAACCUGGCUGUGCAGCCGAGAUGUGUCUCAGCUGGACAAGUGCCUGGAGGCAAGUAACACCCUCCUUGGGAGCAGUGUGAGUCCAAGUGUCUUUAGGCUAUGAGCUUAACAUCAGCAUAUAGAACAUCAACACCUGUGGAACAAAACAGGGCCACAAAGCAUAGCUUAAAUUUACCUGCCAUGCUGUAACCCCACUGCUGCUACCAAGUAGGAUUUUACACAACAGAUGAAUUCUCAUUACUUGUGAGAAGUAUUCUACUAGCUGGGCUACAUCUGCAUCAUGCCGAGCGCAACAGAAAACCUCUCGUUCACAGCCUCCACCAUGUUUGUUUUAGCUGAAGAUGGGAGUGGAAGGGAAGCAUAACUUUUUUCAUGGAGUGGUGGCCCUUUCCAAAUGCAACUUUGGCAAAGUGGGCUACUGGCCUGCUCACAGGUGUGCUCUCUUGGCACAGAAGUGCCACGCACAAUAGAAAAGAUGAAUGUUUAGAGGUAUCAACAAAAGGCAUAGUAACCAUAGCUCCCACUGAAAAUGUGCCGCACCACACUUCCUGCCCUCCAUGUUGGCAAAGUCUCUGGUUCAUAUUCCAAUAAACAGCAAAUUUUCUGCAAGCUACAAGAUGUGACAGUCUUGAUCUUACCUGUAGCAGCACUCUGUCCUGCAGACAGAUGGGUGAUGGCUGACUUAUCCUAGCUAUAGCAGGAAGGUUACUGGCUUGUUAAUGAUCUACCUUUAUAUCUUUAACGUUUUCACUCCACUGCACUAUGUGACUUCCAAAAUAAACGCUGUUCUUCCUUUAA
Gallus gallus (chicken) is the source of this 4197-nucleotide messenger RNA. It is a transcript of the gene VWA5A1, whose product is annotated as von Willebrand factor A domain containing 5A 1. The transcript has 18 exons. The record is from RefSeq and is a predicted model, not a curated record. Lineage: Eukaryota; Metazoa; Chordata; Aves; Galliformes; Phasianidae. Bases 1052 to 3502 code for a protein of 816 amino acids.